ACGUCAAAAUUCACGGCGGUCUGUGACGUUUCAUUCAAAGAGUUGUUCCUGUGCGAGUAAAAAGAGUUUUUGAGUGUCACAAGUGCAAAAACUAUGAAUAUUACAUCAGCAGCGGGGAUUAUCUCCCUACUUGAGGAGCCCCGACCGGAGUUGAAAGUCUUCGCUUUGAGAAAGCUCGACAGCAUUGUGGAUGAAUUCUGGCCGGAAAUAUCCGAAGCAAUUGAGAAAAUUGAGAUUCUCCACGAAGACAAAAUUUUCCAACAACACCAUCUGGCCGCUCUCGUCGCUAGCAAAGUCUACUACCACUUGGGGUCCUUUGAAGACUCCCUAACUUAUGCUUUGGGGGCUGGCGAUUUGUUUGACGUCAACGCUCGAACUGAAUACGUGGAGACGAUCCUAGCUAAAUGUAUCGAUUAUUAUACUCAACACCGCAUCGCGUUGGCUGAUGGAACCCCCGACGCUAAACCCAUUGAUCCUCGCCUUGAGGCCAUCGUCAAUCGCAUGUUUCAGCGCUGUCUGGACGAUGGCCAGUACCGACAAGCUAUGGGUUUGGCCUUGGAAACGCGUCGCAUGGACAUUUUCGAGUCCUCAAUCACCCAGUCUGAUGACAUCAGUAAUAUGCUGAUCUACGCAUUCCAAGUGGCGAUGAGCCUCAUCCAAAACCGCGGCUUUCGCAACACAGUCCUCCGCUCCCUCGUCGGUCUCUACCGCGGCCUCUCCGUCCCCGACUACGUCAACAUGUGUCAAUGCUUGAUCUUCCUCGAGGACCCGCUCUCCGUGGCCGAAAUCCUCGACAAACUCGUGCAAGGCGAAGAAGAAAACCGGCUAAUGGCCUACCAAAUCGCGUUCGAUUUGUACGAAUCGGCCACUCAGCAGUUCUUGGAGCGCGUGAUGGUGGCGCUGAGGGCGACAGCCCCCAUUCCGUCCCUGCUCGAGGACAAACUGAAGCCGAAAACCGUGGAAAGUUCGACGGAAGCCACGGAAAGCGCCGAACCCAAACCCGAGGUCAAGGAGGAGCGCACUCUGGAGAACUUGAGCGAGAAGGAGAAGGAGCACCAGGAGUGUCUGGAGAAGCUGCACACGAUUUUGUCGGGGGAGAUCUCGAUUGAGCUGCACCUGCAGUUUUUGAUCCGGUCGAAUCACGCCGAUUUGCUGAUUUUGAAACAGACGAAGGAGACCGUGAGGGUCAGUAUAUGUCACACGGCGACGGUUAUUGCGAACGCGUUUAUGCAUAGCGGGACCACGAGCGACCAGUUUUUGAGAGACAACCUGGAGUGGUUAGCGCGUGCUACUAACUGGGCUAAACUCACCGCCACCGCCUCCCUAGGAGUAAUCCACCGGGGGCAUGAGCAGGAAGCUUUGACUCUGAUGCAAAGCUACCUGCCCAAGGAAGUGGCACCCAGUUCCGGGUACUCGGAAGGGGGCGGUUUGUACGCUUUGGGGCUCAUCCACGCCAAUCACGGGGCCAACAUAAUCGACUACCUCCUCACCCAACUUAAAGACGCCCAAAACGAGAUGGUACGUCAUGGGGGUUGUUUGGGUCUGGGUUUGGCGGCCAUGGGUACCCACAGACAAGACGUCUAUGAACAACUGAAGUUCAAUUUGUACCAAGACGACGCCAACACGGGCGAGGCCGCUGGUAUCGCGAUGGGUAUGGUCAUGUUGGGGUCGAAAAACCCGUCAGCUAUUGAAGACAUGGUGGCGUACGCCCAGGAGAGUCAGCAUGAGAAGAUCCUCAGAGGAUUGGCGGUCGGCAUAGCUUUCACCAUGUACGGUCGGCUCGAGGAAGCCGAUCCUUUGAUCGAACAACUCACCUCCGACAAGGAUCCCAUCUUAAGAAGGUCGGGCAUGUACACGCUAGCUAUGGCUUACUGCGGAACGGGGCACAAUCAGGCCAUCAGGAAGCUCCUACAUGUUGCAGUGUCCGACGUGAACGACGACGUCCGACGCGCCGCCGUCACCGCCCUCGGAUUCCUUCUGUUCAGGACCCCGGAGCAGUGCCCGAGUGUGGUGUCUCUUCUGGCGGAGAGCUACAACCCCCAUGUUCGUUACGGAGCGGCGAUGGCGCUAGGGAUAGCCUGUGCGGGGACGGGGCUUCGUGAAGCCAUCGCCCUGUUGGAACCCAUGGUGAUGUUCGACCCCGUCAAUUUCGUGCGUCAGGGGGCUCUCAUCGCUUCCGCGAUGAUUUUGAUUCAACAGACGGAGCAGACGUGCCCUAAAGUCACUUUCUUCAGACAGACGUAUUCACAAGUCAUCUCCAACAAACACGAAGAUGUGAUGGCCAAGUUUGGGGCUAUCUUGGCACAAGGGAUUAUUGACGCGGGUGGACGCAACGUUACUUUGUCGCUGCAGUCCAGAACCGGACACAUGAACAUGUUGGCCGUCGUGGGUGCGCUGGUUUUCACCCAGUAUUGGUACUGGUUCCCGUUGUCGCACUGCUUGGCUUUAGCGUUCACCCCGACUUGCCUCAUAGGUUUGAACGGGCAACUAAAGAUGCCUAAGUUGGAAUUGAAAUCUAACGCGAAACCGAGUCUGUACGCCUAUCCGCCGCCUCUAGAGGAGAAAAAGCGCGAAGAACGCGAAAAAGUCACGACGGCAGUAUUAAGUAUAGCGGCCAGACAGCGGCGACGGGACCACGACCGCAAGCACCGCGACGAAAAGAUGGAAGUAGAUGAAGACAAAGACGAAAAGAAAGGGGCGGAAGAGAAGAAGAGCGAAGAGGACAAGAAAAAGCCCGAAGAGAAGAAAACCGGGGACAAGAAAGACGAGAAAGAAGAGAAGAAGAAGGAACCAGAACCCACCUUCGAAAUUCUUAAUAACCCGGCUAGGGUGAUGCGGCAACAACUCAAAGUCAUCGCGUUGAACGACAACAGUCAGUACGUUCCUUUGAAGGACGCAUCCAUCGGAGGGAUAGUCAUGGUACGGAAUUUGAAGCCCGGGGAAGAGGAAAUCGUGGAGAACGUCGCAGCUUUCGGGCCAAAAGGGGACGACGAGAAGGAACCUGAGCCCCCAGAGCCAUUCGAGUGGCUCGAAGACUAAUUAUCGUAUCUCUAUUCUGAUUGUAAUAGUUUAAAUAUGUGUAUCGUAAUGUUAAUAAAUUAAAUUGAAUGUG
Molecule: messenger RNA, 3112 nt
Organism: Zophobas morio
Lineage: Eukaryota; Metazoa; Arthropoda; Insecta; Coleoptera; Tenebrionidae
Gene: Rpn2
Product: 26S proteasome non-ATPase regulatory subunit 1
Exons: 11
Coding region: 94-3039 (981 amino acids)
Biological process (GO): regulation of protein catabolic process; proteasome-mediated ubiquitin-dependent protein catabolic process
Cellular component (GO): proteasome complex; proteasome regulatory particle, base subcomplex; proteasome storage granule
Molecular function (GO): enzyme regulator activity
Source: RefSeq, a predicted model, not a curated record